AAUAGUGCGCCACCGAGCCUAACCUCACAUUUCGUGGUUCAAUAGACAAACUGUAAAAGGCGCGUAAUUUCCUCUGUUUGCAUCGAAUAGAAACGUAGUUAGCGUCGCAACUGUCAAAACUAUUUCGAAAACAAUAAUAUUUCGUUUGGCAUUUGUUUUGGUUGCAUCUUGUCGAAAUUCUAAAUUCUAAAUUCAUAGUAAAAAUUAAUUGAUUUCGUUUGAAAAAAAUUCUGAAAUUGAAAAAUGGAUAAACGAAAGACGGUUAUACAUUGGUUCAGAAAGGGAUUGCGGAUACAUGAUAAUCCUGGAUUGAUUGCAGCAAUUGAGGCAGUACAAAAGAACAAAGACCAUGUACUGCGUCCAAUUUACAUACUUGAUCCAGAAUGGACUCAAUUUUGGCGCAUGAGUGCAAACAAAUGGCGAUUUUUGCAACAGUCACUGGUGCAACUCGAUGAAAAUCUCAAAACGUUGAACACACGAUUGUAUGUGAUUCGUGGAACACCAAAGAAUGAGAUGCCCAGAAUAUUCAAAGAGUGGAAUGUAACACUCAUGACAUUUGAAUCGGAAAUCGAGUCGUUCAAUCAGCGUCGUGAUGCAUUGGUCAAGAUACACGCAGGUCAGCACAAUGUAAAACUUGACGAAUUCCACUCGCACACGGUGUACAAUCCACAUUUGGUGCUGCAAAGUAAUAACAACCAGGUGCCAAUGCGGUACCAAUCAUUCAUUUCACUCGUUGAGCACAAAAAAGUUGCGCCAGCGCUCGAAAUCACCAGUAAGCACAAGUUGAAAAAGGAACACCAAGCGCCGAAAGACUCAAAGGAAGAAGCAAAGGCGUCAUGCUACGAUUUGCCCGAGUUAAGUGAGUUACCAUUGAAUGAAACCGAAUUAGGUCCAAAUAAGUUUCCCGGUGGCGAAAAGGAAGGCCUCGAUCGAAUGGAAAAAAUGUUAAGUAGAAAAAAGUGGAUUUGGGAAUUUGAAAAGCCUAACACGGCACCAAAUUCAAUUGAACCUAGCACGACGGUUCUUAGUCCGUACAUUACAUUCGGAUGCCUUAGCUCACGAUUGUUUUAUCACAAAUUGAAAGCAGUAUUGAGCAAGGCAUCGAAAUAUAGUAAGCCGCCCGUAAGCUUGAUGGGUCAACUGAUGUGGAGGGAGUUUUACUAUACGGCCGCAGCAGCCGAGCCAAACUUUGACAAAAUGGUCGGGAAUCGAAUUUGCAGACAAAUUCCAUGGCAAUACGAUGCAGAUCUGCUGGAUGCAUGGGCUCAUGGUAGAACAGGUUAUCCAUUCAUCGAUGCCAUCAUGCGGCAGCUACGCCAAGAGGGUUGGAUUCAUCAUUUGGCUCGUCACGCAGUCGCUUGCUUCUUGACACGAGGUGAUUUAUAUGUGUCAUGGGAGCAUGGACAACACGUAUUUGAAGAGCUGUUACUGGAUGCCGAUUGGGCAUUGAACGCCGGCAACUGGAUGUGGCUGUCAGCUUCAGCAUUCUUCUAUCAGUAUUUCCGUGUUUAUUCGCCAGUUGCAUUCGGAAAGAAAACCGAUCCGUAUGGUAACUACAUUCGAAAGUAUUGUCCAGAAUUGAAAGAUUAUCCGAGUCAUUUGAUUUAUGAGCCGUGGAAAGCAUCAGCGGGUGAACAACGUCGCUACAAAUGUGAAAUCGGAAAAGACUAUCCGAAUCGCAUUGUCGUUCACGAAAUGGUGCAAGAUUUCAAUAAAGGACGCAUGAAACGUGCUUACGAAGUACACAACGGACAACGUGAGGAAGGCGAACCAUCGCCAAAAGUGUUUAUCAAAGAAGAAAGACACCGACCAUUCAUAAAAGUUGAGCCCAAAGAAGAGCCCGCCGAUAAUGAUGAAGAUCCAGAGAACGUCUGCUAAUUUUUUUUUCUCUAAUCUAAACACAGAAAUCAAAAUAUAAAGUUAUACUCAUAAAAA
Molecule: messenger RNA, 1935 nt
Organism: Sitodiplosis mosellana (orange wheat blossom midge)
Lineage: Eukaryota; Metazoa; Arthropoda; Insecta; Diptera; Cecidomyiidae
Gene: phr6-4
Product: cryptochrome-2
Exons: 3
Coding region: 244-1878 (544 amino acids)
Biological process (GO): entrainment of circadian clock by photoperiod; circadian regulation of gene expression
Cellular component (GO): nucleus; cytoplasm
Molecular function (GO): FAD binding; DNA binding
Source: RefSeq, a predicted model, not a curated record